Prosopis cineraria is the source of this 3012-nucleotide messenger RNA. RefSeq names its product lipoxygenase 3, chloroplastic-like. NCBI's taxonomy places the organism in Eukaryota, Viridiplantae, Streptophyta, Magnoliopsida, Fabales, Fabaceae. The record is from RefSeq and is a predicted model, not a curated record. The transcript has 9 exons. Gene Ontology annotation, molecular function: oxidoreductase activity, acting on single donors with incorporation of molecular oxygen, incorporation of two atoms of oxygen; protein binding; metal ion binding. Gene Ontology annotation, biological process: lipid oxidation. Bases 67 to 2808 code for a protein of 913 amino acids.
CGAGAUUCCAAGUCUCAACCAUAUAGUCUUAUAUAGGGUAGUCGCUUAGAAGAGAAAACACCAGGUAUGACUUUUACAAAAGAGAUUAUGGGCCAAUCUAUGGUGGAAGCAUUUCGUUUUGGUGCUUCUAUAGGGCCAUUAUUUUACUUAAAACGCUGCACCAGCAAGCAGCAUAGAAUUUCCUUGUCUCCAACUUUCUAUUGCUCAUCAGUUCAAGAAACAAAUGAGCAGAAAAAGAAGAAGGUGGUGGUGCAACAAACUGUUUCACCACUCUCAACUGUUACCGAGGGUGCUGAGUCGAAGCCGGCAUCGGACGAGACGACGAUGGUGACAGUAACUGCCAUGGUAACUGUCAAGAAUAGCAAAUAUGUAGAGAAUGCGAUGACGUCGAUGAUGCUUCAACAUUUUGAAGAUUUCAACAAAAUCACGCCUGGGAGGGGCAUGGUUAUGCAGUUAGUGAGCACUGAAGUUGACCCUAGAACAAUGGAACCAAAGGUGAGCAAAGCUGCUGUACUGGAGUGGAUGAAGGAAGUGAAGGUGGGGGCUUCCAGGACCACUUGCAAAGUAGAAUUUGAGAUUGAUUCAGAUUUUGGUAUACCAGGAGCAAUCACUGUGUUGAAUAAAAAUGAGAAGGAGUUUUUUUUAGAAGGCAUUGUCAUUGAAGGCAUUUUCCAUUUUCCUUGCAAUUCUUGGGUUCAACCUGAGAUGCUUCAGCCAGAGAAGAGAAUUUUCUUCUCUAACAAGGUUCAUUUACCUUGGGACACCCCGGCGGGUCUAAGAGAACUAAGAAGAGAAGAGCUAAGGCAGGCAAGAGGAGGAGGAGGAAAAGGUGUUAGACAAUAUGGUGAUAGGAUUUAUGACUAUGACGUGUACAAUGAUUUGGGGAAUCCAGACAAAACUAGAUUGGAUUUUAGGCCUAUAUUUGGUGGCCAUCAAUACCCCUACCCUAGACGAUGCCGAACUGGUCGUCCUCCUUGUGUUUAUGACCAGAAAGCUGAGACACCAGUAAAUGCAUUCAAUGAAACUUAUGUGCCGAGAGAUGAAGUAUUUGAUGAGAUUAGAACCGAAGCUCUGGAUGUGGAAAGAACAAAAGGAAUAACUCGGAAUCUUAUUCCUUUCUUCAAAACUUGUGUCACAAAAUGUGGAGCUUUCAAGCAGUUUUCAGAUGUUACCAGCAUUUACAGUGGAAAGACUGCGCAAGAAUUGAAGUGUAGAGAUUCGAGCACUAAGAUCCAAGAUUCUUUCGAUGAGUACUUCAAAUUCAGUUCUCCAAACCUUAUCAGAGGAAAGAACAGUGUCUCUUGUAUGCUAGAUGAGGAACUUGGCCGUCAGACAUUAGCUGGCAUCAACCCUUUAAGCAUAAAAAGGCUCCAAACCUUUCCUCCAAAGACUGAUUUAGAUCCAUCUUUGUAUGGUCCGCAAGAUUCUGCACUCAAAGACGAACACAUUUUGCCCUUCCUUCAUGGAAUGUCUGUACAAGAGGCUUUGGACGAGAAUAAGUUAUUCAUAUUGGAUUACCAUGACGCUUAUAUCCCAUUUCUCAAAGGCAUAAAUGCUCAAGAAGAUAGGAAGGCUUAUGCGACUCGCACCGUCUUCUUUUUGACUAGACUGGGAACUUUGAAGUCUAUAGCAAUUGAGCUCAGUCUUCCACAAGGAUAUCCAAAUCAUUUGUCGAAACAAGUCCUAACUCCUCCUGAGGAUUCCAACUCUUAUUGGCUGUGGCAACUUGGCAAAGCACAUGUUUGCUCCAAUGAUUCCGGAGUCCACCAGCUUGUCCAACACUGGUUAAGGACACACGCAUGCAUGGAACCAUUUAUUAUAGCAGCUCAUAGGCAAUUGAAUGUGAUGCACCCAAUUUUCAAGCUUCUAAAGCCUCAUAUGAAAGACACCUUGCAAAUAAAUGCUCUAGCUCGAGAAUCUCUCAUCAAUGCUGGAGGCAUCAUUGAAUCCGACUUCUCCUGUGGUAAAUAUUGUAACCACAUUGUUUCCGCUGCUUACAAAGAUUGGUGGCGUCUCGACAUGGAAGCCCUUCCUAAUGAUCUUAUAAGAAGAGGAUUAGCUGAACCUGACCAAACCAAACCCUAUGGACUGAAAUUGCUCAUCGAAGACUAUCCCUAUGCAAAUGAUGGCCUUCCCAUUUGGUUUGCAAUAGAGAAAUGGGUUAGGACCUAUGUGACAUACUAUUAUCGCGAUGGGCUCAUGGUUCAAUCAGAUUAUGAACUUCAGGCUUGGUAUAGUGAGGUAAUCAAUGUUGGCCAUGCAGAUCACAAACAUGCAAGCUGGUGGCCUAAACUAUCAACUCCUAGUGACCUCAUUUCGGUUCUCACAACUCUGAUUUGGAUCGCAUCAGUACAGCAUUCUGCAGUGAACUUUGGGCAGUACCCUUAUGGAGGGUAUGUCCCAAUGCGUCCCCCAUUGAUGAAAAGGCUAUUACCUCAAGAAGAUGGCCCAGAGUACAAAGAGUUCAUGAAGGACCCAGAAGGGUACCUUUUGAGCUCAAUGCCUGACUUGUUUCAGACCACAAAGUAUUUGGCUGUGGUCAACAUUCUUUCACAACAUUUUACAGGGGAAGAGUAUUUGGGACAAAGGAAGGAUCUUUCAUAUUGGUCUGAUGAUCCUGAAAUCGUAGAGGCAUUCUAUAGGUUCUCAAUGGAAUUAAAAAGAAUAGAAAAGGAGAUUGAGAAGAGAAAUAAAGACCCAAGUUUGAAAAAUAGAUGUGGGGCUGGAAUUCCACCAUAUGAGCUGCUAAUGGCUAGUUCUGGUCCAGGAGCAACUUGUAGAGGAGUGCCUAAUAGCAUAAGUAUAUAAACAUAUGAUAGUUUGAAAUUAGUUUGGGAAAUAUUUUUUUCCUUCACACUCAAUUGGGUCAGUUACAAGUUUACUGUCUGGUUAGAGAAGCAGCUAGCCAAGCUAUAUGUUUACUUAUAAGAAAUUGAAAUUAGGAAAAUGUGUAUAUGACAUGCUGUAAAGGAAUGAAUGAGUACAUCAUGGAGACAUUAUUGCCUACUGUAA